AUGAACUUUCUGUUCACUUGGAUCCACUGGGGGCUGGCGGCGCUGCUCUAUCUCCACAACGCCAAGUUGUCGCAGGCCGCUCCGACCCUGGGGGAUGGGGAGAGGAAACCCAAUGAAGUUAUCAGGUUCCUGGAGGUCUAUGAGCGCAGCUUUUGCAGGACGAUUGAGACCCUGGUGGACAUUUUCCAGGAGUACCCCGAUGAGGUGGAGUACAUCUUCAAGCCAUCCUGCGUACCCCUGCUGAGGUGUGCAGGCUGCUGUGGUGACGAGGGCCUAGAAUGCGUCCCCAUGGAGGUGCACAACGUCACCAUGGAGAUAAUGAGAAUUAAACCCCAUCAGAGUCAGCACAUAGUGCACAUGAGCUUCUUACAGCACAGUAAAUGUGAAUGCAGACCAAAGAAAGACGUCAAAGCUAAACAAGAAAAAAAAUCAAAGCGAGGAAAGGGGAAGGGGCAAAAGAGAAAGCGCAAGAAAAGCCGGUACAAACCGCUCAGCUUUCACUGUGAGCCUUGCUCAGAGAGGAGAAAGCACUUGUUUGUACAAGAUCCCCAGACCUGUAAAUGUUCCUGCAAAUUCACAGACUCACGUUGCAAGUCGAGGCAGCUUGAGUUAAACGAGCGCACUUGCAGAUGUGAAAAGCCGAGACGGUGA
Messenger RNA from Emys orbicularis (European pond turtle), 651 nucleotides. It is a transcript of the gene VEGFA, whose product is annotated as vascular endothelial growth factor A. The coding region runs from base 1 to 651 and encodes 216 amino acids. The record is from RefSeq and is a predicted model, not a curated record. Gene Ontology annotation, cellular component: membrane. Gene Ontology annotation, molecular function: heparin binding; growth factor activity; chemoattractant activity. Gene Ontology annotation, biological process: vascular endothelial growth factor receptor signaling pathway; positive regulation of mast cell chemotaxis; sprouting angiogenesis. Lineage: Eukaryota; Metazoa; Chordata; Testudines; Emydidae. The transcript is spliced from 8 exons.